UUUUAAGGGAGCUCAUCACCCAAGAACUCCAAAGUUAAGCGUGCUUGCACGGGAGUAGUCUUGGGAUGGGUGACCCCCUGGGAAGUUUCUCAGGGCGCGCAUGAGUGAGGACAAAGUGCGCGGAAAAGGCUAGUGGCGGUUUGUGAGGACAGUACUAAAGGUCAGAAGUAACUACCUCGGGUCCUACGGGGCCGGGGUGUUACACCUACCGCACCACCCCUCGGCGAGCAACAGGUGAAACACCCUUCUCCCUCUGCUACGGGUUUGAAGCCAAAGCUCCUACGGAAGUCACCCUUCCUACCCGGAGGGUGAUCCAAUAUGACCCCGAGGUCAACGACAGCAACAUGGCCCUCGACCUCCACCUCCUUUCAGAACGUCGGGAGCAAGCCUUCAUUCGGGCAGAAAACUACCGAAGGCAAGUCAAAAGCUACAUCGACGCCAAGGUUCGCACCCGAGAAUUCCAAGUGGGGGACUAUGUCCUCCGGAGGAGGGAAGCCAGCCAACUGACCGAGGGAGGCAAAAUGGCACCAAAGUUCGAAGGUCCCUACAUCAUAGCAGCCAUCAUCAAACCUGGGACUUACAAGCUCAAGCGCCCCAACGGGAAAGAGGUCCCCAGGCACUGGAAUGUACACCACUUAGUUAAAUUUUAUCAAUAAUGUAAGAGCGGCCAAG
Cuscuta europaea is the source of this 672-nucleotide messenger RNA. The record is from the annotation of a GenBank genome assembly. Lineage: Eukaryota; Viridiplantae; Streptophyta; Magnoliopsida; Solanales; Convolvulaceae.